AAAAGAGACGCCUCACCUUCCUUCUAUUCUACUCCUUCACUACAGAGCUCUGAAGAGAGAGAGAGAGAGAGAGGGGGCGAUGGAGAAGAGCACUCCGGUGAGGAAAUCGCACACCUACACGGCUGAUCUGCUGACGUGGAGGGAGGCGCCGGCGCCGGAGGAGGCGGCGCCGCCCGUUUCCCGGCGGCCGCAUCAGCCAUCGGAGGCGAUCAGCAAGGUGGUGUUCGGGGGCCAGGUGACGGAGGAGGAGGCGGAGAGCCUGAACAAGAGGAAACCUUGUUCGGGUCCCAAGUGGAAGGAAAUGACUGGAAGCGGCAUAUUCGCAGCGGAGAGUGAAGAGGAUGAAUUGGACUCUGGCUCUGCUUUCUCAAGCCCGAACACUCGGACAGGGUCACGAGCCUAUCAGCAAACACUUACCGCUAUCAGCCAGAUCUCAUUCAGCGCCGAAGAAAGUGUUUCACCUAAAAAGCCAACCUCGAUUGCUGAGGUGGCAAAGCAGCGAGAGUUAAGUGGAACUCUUCUUAGUGAGCUGGACAAUAAAAUGAAAAGACAGUUAUCUGCCGCUAAAAGCAAAGAACUUACCGGACACGCCGACAUCUUUGGUCCUCCCCCAGAAGACCCACCCAGGUCUUUGGACGGGCGGAACUCGGAGACGGACAAGGUCAAUGGAGAACCUGCUGCACAGAAUUCACACCCGUCUAUGAAUAUCUCUAAUCCGGCUGGAGGUGCUAGCAGUUUCGUAUUCGGUGAGAGCACUGACACCAUGACCAAGACGGCUAAGAAAAUUCCAACUCAGAAAUUCACGGACCUCACCGGCAAUGACAUCUUCAAGGAAGGAAACACCCCGCCAGGAUCCGUCGACAAGUCGCUAAGCGUUGCAAAGCUUAAAGAGAUGAGCGGCAGUGACAUCUUCGCCGACGAGAAGGCCGCGUCCCGAGACUACUUUGGCGGGGUCCGCAAGCCGCCCGGCGGCGAGAGCAGCAUCGCUCUGGUUUAGACAUUCUAACCGAAACGAUUAGCUUGCGUCGGCUUUUUCCUCCUGAUUUUAGUGAUUAAUGGUGUUUAUAUGGACUGAUUAAAUGGUUGUUCUGUUUCUUGAUCCGAGUCAAGGUUUCUAAGCCUUAAUUUAACAACCUGAUGCAUGUGAGUUUGUGUGUAAUGUGUUUGUAUGGUUUGGUUGUGACAUACCUAAUGUGACAGCCAAAUGAUGUGGUGUUAUCUAAUCUUCUGGGACUGGACUUUUAUGAUAUGGUUUUAGUGGUUUUUGUAUUUUGAUUAUUCUGAUUUUGGAUUGAGAUUUAUAAAUAGUGAUGUUGCUCUUUUA
Messenger RNA from Ananas comosus (pineapple), 1324 nucleotides. RefSeq lists its product as uncharacterized. NCBI's taxonomy places the organism in Eukaryota, Viridiplantae, Streptophyta, Magnoliopsida, Poales, Bromeliaceae. The transcript has 5 exons. The coding region runs from base 80 to 997 and encodes 305 amino acids. The record is from RefSeq and is a predicted model, not a curated record.